This is a messenger RNA of Hordeum vulgare subsp. vulgare (domesticated barley), 1138 nucleotides long. RefSeq lists its product as uncharacterized. The record is from RefSeq and is a predicted model, not a curated record. The coding region runs from base 422 to 970 and encodes 182 amino acids. Lineage: Eukaryota; Viridiplantae; Streptophyta; Magnoliopsida; Poales; Poaceae. The transcript has a single exon.
CCACCGGCCCCGACCGACGACCCGACCCCAUCAUCCAUCCCACACACUCGCUCGCACGCGCCCCGCGGCGGGAGGAGACACCCACCUCCUCCCGCUGACUUGCCUUCGCCGUCACCUUCCUCCGCACGCGUUUCCAAUCCAAGCUAAGCCAGCCCGCGCCGACCCGCGGUAGCUAGCUAUAUAAAGCCGCGGCGUCACCGGCAAGCCGCAAACCCAAACCAACCACCGCAAACAUCCAUCCCGUUCCCGGAGCUUCAACCACCUGCUCUCGCUUUGCUUCUGCGGCGCGAUCUUGCUAUCGCUUGGCCUCCGUCAAUCCGCGCGCGCGCUUGGCUCCUUGCGCAACAGCUUCUGCUCGGAGGCUGUUCUUGGAGCUCUCUGCCGGCGCGCGAGCGGUUCUUGGAGGGAGGGAAGGCUGGGCAUGGGGAACUACCUGUCGUGCACGCUGGCCAAGACGCCCGGCGGGAAGGGGGCGAGGGUGAUCCUGCCCGACGGCGCGGUGCGGCAGGUGACGCUGCCGGCCACGGCGGCGGAGCUCAUGAUGGACGCGCCGGGCCACUUCCUGGCCGAGACGCGCCACGCGCGCGUCGGCACACGCCUCGAGGCGCUCCACGCCGACGAGGACCUCGAGAUGGGCGCCGUCUACGCCACCUUCCCCAUGAAGCGCAUCGGCACCAAGCUGGCCGCCACCGACAUGGCCCGCCUCGCCGCCGCGGCCACCCGGGAGGCCCGGCGCUCCGCCAAGGUCUCCGCCGUGGGGGCCGCGGCGGCGGCUGCACCAGAGCCGGCCGUGACCUUCGUGCCGGCUGCGGAGGAGACGCCGUCGCCCAGGGCGCGGCUGGACGAGAUGGUGGACGACGCCGUGGCCGCGGAGAUCGGCGUGCUCAAGCACCGGCUCAGCAGCGCGCGCUCCAGGCGGCCCAACCUCGAGACCAUCCACGAGGAGAAUCACCUCCUGUGCAGACGCUGAAAUAUACUAGCAGCUCAUUUCUCUUCUUCUUCUUCUUCUUCUUUGUUCUGGAAUUUUUUGAUAUCAAGUUCAACAGAAGUUGGAAAGGAUAUAUAUGUGAUGAAUACCAAGGAAUUGAUUGUACAGUCUAACUUUGUCGAAUAAUUCAAAACGUAUACAUAUGGAUCA